ACUUCAAGGAUCCCGAGCAGGGGGAAGACUGGGAGGAGCGAAGGUUUGAGGUCCAGGUGGUCGAGCCUGCGUAAAAACGCACCAAACACACGCCAAACGUUUGCGAAAACGGAGGAAAAAAACUGGAUCGUUGCGGUUCCUGGCACUUCUAUGAAUUAAUAAGAUUUUCCGAGAAAGCCGUCUGGAUUUGUUUCUGGAGAAAUAACCAAACGAGCGGAACGUGCUUCGGAGGUGCGUCGCUACGACCUCCACCUUAAACGGACAAAACGGGACCAAACUGUUCAGGGUGAACCUUAGAUUUUUGGCCAAGACGGCUUGUUUCAUCGACAAGUGGAGAGAUGUUUAAGAAAACCAAGAGUAAAGUGCUGGUGGAUUAUGCGUCAGAGGAAGACGACAUGUCCUGGCACCAGCAUCACUCCUACAAGGACAAAGACAUAGAAGGAGAGGAAGAGGAGGAGGAAGCGGUCACUGCAGUCUCCAAGGAGGCCAAGGUGAAGAAGAUCAUGUCCAAGAAAGAGAGGAGGGAGAAGAAGAUGUUCUCCUCUAAAGAUGACGAGCACUUCUUGUUGACAGGAGUAAAACUUACCGACCGCAGAGGGUCUCACAAGAAGAAUAAGGACGAUGAGAAGGAGAAGGAAAAGAAGGACAAGCCAGAGAAGGGCCACUGCUUCUGGGAGAGCGUUACCAUGACAAUGAGGCAGAUCUCCCCAACUAAAAAACUGGAGAAGAUGGAGGGUUGGGAGCCGCCUCACCUGGAGAACUUAAAUGAGACUGUGACCGAUGACGUCCCAGAGGACAAGAGCCAGAAAGGGGACUCGCCGGUGUCCUUCCCCGACUCUCUAGGCCUACCGUUGGAGCUGGCCUCCUGGGCGGGCCGGGGUCUGGAGGAGGACUCCUCCCGCUAUGCUAAUCUGUCGGACACCAAGGAUUCAACCGCUGCUGUCAGGUGGACAGACCGUGCCAAAGUCAAGCUGGCUGGCAUCAGCAGGAUGAGCAGAGGGAUUGUGUCAGAAAGUGCUUGGGAGGGAUUUAAAUAGGAGCCACAUUACAUUUGAUACCCUUCCCUUCUCACCUGUGUACCAUCAUCCGCUGAACCAAAUUCUUGCUUGUCUCUGUAGUUCUGGACGAAACCGGUAUUGAGAUGUUGUUGUAAAGCCAUGAACACAUGAAGUUUGUCCUUAUUACUUAAGCUUUUACUUCCUUGAAGACAAAAUAAGUGAGUUUUAUCGAUGGUGCCACUUUUUAAUUACUGACAUAAAAUACUACAAAUUAAAGCCUUAAACUACUGUACCAUUUUACUGUGAUAUCCACUGGCCUUGCAGUUAAGUAUUUUAUAUUUCCAAUAAUUGAGGGGAAUGAUUUUUGUAUAAUUAUUGUGGCUCACAGUGGUAAAGAAUUAAUGAAGAAAUAUGGUAACAUGCUACUGAUGACUGUUUCACUUCCUUUCUGUCUAUGCAGUCACAGCAUCUGAGUGAAGAAUGUAAGUCUUGAGCCUGAACAUAAACAUAAAUGUGGGCUUAACAUCUGUGCAAUCAUAAAACAGUGUACAAAAUACUUAGAAUUUGGAAAAGUGUGUGUGUGUGUGUGUGUGUGUGUGUGUGUGUGUGUGUGUGUGUGUGUGUGUGUGUGUGUGUGUGUGUGUGUGUGCUCGCCCAUAUUGUAGUUUUCUGUGUUCUUAAAAGUAAGGACAGGAAGCGAGUUUAUUAAGAGACAUGCACACAAAUAAAUUGUAGUAAACCAAAGUUGGCAUAGAAAAGGACAUUUUAAGUUCUGCUGUUGUUUUGGAUUGUGUAGGGGGAAUGAAUCAAAGCAACUCCCAGUGUCAUGUCUAAAUCCAAUACUGAAUAAUAUUUAUAGAAAUGUGUAACGAUGACCAGAUUAAAGCCAAACUUUGUGUAUGCUAGUUUCCUUAGAAAAGCAGUGCCUCCAUGUACCUGGAAAGUGCCUUGUAUCAAUAGAACAACAUCAUGUGUUUGCUGUAAAUUUGAACUAGACCAUGAGCACAAAGCUACUGAACUCAUCACGAUGUUUAUGCAGGUGCAUCAACCCAGCAUGCACUUGUGCUGCAUCAGCCAGUGAGACGAUAACUGGUUUCCAUUUGAAAUCCCUGGCAACCAAAAGCUUCACCAGCAGAAAUGUUUGUAUGCUACAUUAUAAAAAAACCUAGUAAGUUCUCAAAUGCUGUUUAUUAUGUAUAUUUUAUAAGACUGAGACAAUGUCUUCAUUUUUAUAAUGAUUUUCUUUUUAGGUGAGACUGGUCAAUGCUUUCUUCUUUUCUCCCUUGUUUCAAUCACUCUGCUGAACCUGUUUGAUACUGAAGUCUACUUUGAUGCAGCCAGAAUUGUACACAGAUACAGGUCCACUUCCACAUAUGCCUGUAUCCUGUAUUUAGUCAUUACAACUGGGUCACAUUUCUCAUCAGAAUAAAGGUCUAGUCUGAG
Eleginops maclovinus (Patagonian blennie) is the source of this 2441-nucleotide messenger RNA. RefSeq lists its product as uncharacterized. Lineage: Eukaryota; Metazoa; Chordata; Actinopteri; Perciformes; Eleginopidae. The record is from RefSeq and is a predicted model, not a curated record. Gene Ontology annotation, biological process: spermatogenesis. The transcript is spliced from 4 exons. Gene Ontology annotation, cellular component: nucleus; cytosol. The coding region runs from base 339 to 1037 and encodes 232 amino acids.